Messenger RNA from Amaranthus tricolor (Joseph's coat), 2177 nucleotides. Its product is annotated as nuclear transport factor 2-like. The transcript is spliced from 9 exons. NCBI's taxonomy places the organism in Eukaryota, Viridiplantae, Streptophyta, Magnoliopsida, Caryophyllales, Amaranthaceae. Gene Ontology annotation, cellular component: ribonucleoprotein complex; cytosol. The coding region runs from base 186 to 1607 and encodes 473 amino acids. Gene Ontology annotation, molecular function: mRNA binding. The record is from RefSeq and is a predicted model, not a curated record.
UCCUCAAAUUUCAUAACUCUAAAAUAAAAAAAAUUCCAAAAAAGGGAAAUGUGAUGUUUUUCCUCUAUUUUCUCUUGCGUCCAAACGUGACUCCCCAAAUUCCUGAUUUUAUUAGAUCUAGGGUUUUCAUCUUAAACCCUAGGUCCUCCUUUUUUUGAUUCUCUCCUUUCUCUUCUUUUUCAUCAAUGGCGGCUUCUUAUGGUACCGCUACUCAGGUGGGUUCGUACUUUGUAACACAGUAUUAUUCGAUUCUUCAGCAUAGUCCUGAAUACGUUCAUCAGCUUUACUCAGAUUCUAGCACUGUGGUUCGCAUUGAUGGCCAUACUCGUGAAACUGCCUCCGCAAUGCUCCAAAUUCAUGCACUUGUUAUGUCAACACGUUUUACAUCAAUUGAGAUUAAGGAGGCACAUUCCCUUGAAUCAUGGAAUGGAGGAGUAAUUGUGAUGGUCACAGGGUCAGUACAGAUUAAGAAUCUUAGCAGGAGGAAGAAAUUUUCUCAGACUUUUUUUUUGGCUCCUCAAGAAAAAGGUUAUUUUGUCCUGAAUGACAUUUUUCACUUUAUUGAAGAAGACCAAGUUAAUCCAUAUACAACUUCAGUCAUGGUGCAAGUCAACCAUAAUGCCAAAUUGAGUGCUCCUUCACCCAUGCCAGAAGCAGUACCAAAUUACAUGAUGAGUGGAGUAAUGCAGGCCAGAGACUACAUGCCUCCUAGUGACAUCAAAGAAAAUGGUUCGGUUGACAAGUUUUUGGUGGCUGAGCAGAGGUUGCAGCAACCUCCUGAGGUUGAAAGCAUCCUUGAAGACAAUUCUAGAGAACAGGCAAAUGGUUUUCUUGAGAGUCCAAUAAAACCCGUACGAGAACUACCUCUAGCACAGAUGGAGGAAUUAAUUGAAGAACCUCAGAAACAUACCUAUGCUUCUGUUUUGCGCGCUGCUAAAGUACAGUCCGCUCCAUCUGUUGCUUCUCCGUCGUUGUCUAACAAGACUGUGGCACCUGCUUCAGAAUGGCAGCACAUCUCACUACAGAACAAUCAGCAAUCUGCUGCCACACCAGCCCUGGAGCAAUCUAGUUCAACACAGGCUGAAAACGAUUUAACGUCGGACAUGGGUGAGGACGUCUCAGCUGCAGAUGAUCGAGGUGAAAUAAAGUCUGUCUAUGUGAGAAACUUAUCUCCAACUGUUUCUGCAUCCGAAAUAGAGGAGGAGUUCAAAAAAUUUGGCCAACUUACUGGUGAAGGGGUAGCCAUCAGGAGAUUAAAGGAUACUGAUGUUUGUUAUGCGUUUGUUGAGUAUGAAGAUAUUGCUUCUGUCCAGAGUGCAAUUAAGGCCGGUUCAGUCCAGAUUUCCGGACGACAAGUAUACAUAGAGGAGCGGAGAGCAAACAGCAGCUUUGCACGUGGGAGAGGUAGAGGGAGAGGCAGGGGUACUUAUCAGCCUGAUGCUUCGAGGGGACGGUUCGGAGGUCGUAGUUAUAGCAGAGGCGGUAGUCAAGCUGGAGAACGGGAGUUCAACAGAUCGAGAGGAUACGGGUAUUACAGACAAACUACCCGACAAGACAGAGGGUAUUCAGGGAACCAAGUGAGAAAUGAUCAAAGUAUAUCGGAGUGAACAUUUUAGAAAAUAGAGAAAUUUUAGUGUUAUUUCAGCUCAGUUUUGGAAAGGCAAUCAUAUAAAUUUAUACUAAAAGUAAUUUUGGCAUUUGAAGAAAUGCAUUUUUUUUGCAUUGGCUUAGAAUAUCUUGCCUCUGUAACUGUUCAUCUUUUCCCUUCAUGUUAUGGCAGCUAUGGCUCAUAAAUUUUUUGGUGAAGAGAAAAAUGGUAAAAAUACUUUGAUGUUUUUCACUAUCUUCUUCUAGUUCCACUCGUCAUUGGACCAAACAUGCCAUCUUUUUUUUUUGGCAAAUAAAAUUCUUUCAUUCACAAGAAUCAAACCAAAAUACAAGCCAAAUAAGAAAAUUUCGCCUUUAUUUAAUUUGCAUUAGUAUGCAAACGGGGCCACCUUCUACAAAGGAUGUCCCUGCCCCACUCUUCAUAUGCACAAGUGCAACAAACAUGCCAUCUUUGACGAAGUUAUUCUUGGACUGGAAGUUAUUGACCUUUAAAAUGUGUCAAACUCAAAGGAACAUAAUGAAUACAACAUUAGUGUAAGAAAAACAAAAAAGAAGACAUAAUCAUGUUU